CCUCGGUUUUCUCCUCACACUCUCCAACAAACACACACACAGACGCGGGUUUAAGCAGUUAUUAUUGCUGUAUUAGAGAUUUCCAAUGGACCAAAAAUGGAUUCAGAUUCUGGUGAUUCUGGUGUCCUAUCAGCAAGUCGCCUCAGGAGUCAAUGAGCCAGUUACAUUAAAAGAGGGGGUUGAAUAUGAACUCAAUUGUAAACCUGCAGAGGUGGGGACCAUGGUCGUCUGGUUUCGAGUGUCGGACAAAUCUGGCAUGGAGUUCAUCGCAUCAUUCAGUAACAGUGGCCAGGAGAAGAAAUUACCACCGAACUUCAGUAGCCUUUACAGUUACAGAAAGAGUGCUGAACAUUUCCAUCUAAAAGUGAAGGCUUUCCGCAGAGACAGGGACAGCGGCCUGUACAGCUGCGCUUCUCUCUACAAAGGGAUUGAACUCAAAUUUGGAGAAGUCACCCAACUGCGUGGAGACGCGACUGAAGUGAGAGCCCCGCCGACCACGACGCGCGCUCCAUCCACAUCCACCACCGCGGCGACGAAAUGCGCGUGUGAAGCCAAGAACAAGCCAGGGGAGAGACGUUCUUCCAUGUUUUGUGCUCCACUGAUCCUGGGCCCGCUGGCGGGCGGCUGCGGCCUCCUGCUGCUGCUGCUCCUCAUCACCAUAUUAUACUGCAACCGAAUACGGACACGAAGGUGCCCACAUCAUUACAAGAGAAAGCCGCGGAUGGUCCCUCCUGAAAAGAUGAUGAUGACCAACAGACCUGUCUAAGCCACAUGGCUUCACUUCUUCAACAGUAGUCACUAUUAUUAUCAUGAUUUAAACAGUCAAUUCUUUUUCAAAAUCUUGUUGAAAUUUGCCAGUAAAUAAUCAACAGAAUGCGACAGAAAAUACAAGAAGUGUUUGUUUGAUCACCAACAUGCAUAAAACAUGUUGUGAGCUUUUGAUUGUCAACAUGCAGUUUUUACUGUUUACUUUGACAUUUGAUGCGCUGCAGCGUCUGAAUUUUAUCAGUAUUUUACUGUAUGUGUUUUGUUUUUGAUGAGAUAAUUAGGCUCGCUCUCGCUGUCAACUCUGAACAUAAAAGAAAACCAUCCUGAGAAUAUUCUGCUAUAUUUUUUUAAAAUUAAUUUUAUGACUGAAAUUAAUGUAGGAGCUGUAUAUAUACAUAUUUUUGCUUUGUUACAGUAACCGUCUGUACAUUAGCAUACCAGCUUGGAUAGUUUUAUACUUGCAUACUUUUACAGACACACUUCCCUUACCUUCGGUGUUAGAUUUUUAAGCUUAAUGAAGAACAUGGUUUCUCUUUUGAAAUGUUGAAAACUUUACUGUUAACAUUUUUCAAUAAUUCUUUCUCAGGGAAAUGACACUGUCAGGAACAAAAUUAAAGCAACAUUUAUUUUGUUUAUUUCU
Cololabis saira (Pacific saury) is the source of this 1408-nucleotide messenger RNA. RefSeq names its product CD8a molecule (gene cd8a). NCBI's taxonomy places the organism in Eukaryota, Metazoa, Chordata, Actinopteri, Beloniformes, Belonidae. The transcript has 6 exons. The record is from RefSeq and is a predicted model, not a curated record. Bases 86 to 766 code for a protein of 226 amino acids.